UUUAGUCGAGUGUGGAACGUGUAUAGUGAGUAGUGAUAGUGAAUUAUUGUGAUAGCGCAUUAUGCCAUCAUUUUUUAAUCAUGAGCCGUAUUGAAAUAAUGAAAUGUACACAACUAAACUUUACUUGUUAGACGUUUUACCUUCAUUUCAGAUUAUUUUCAUCAGUGCGGUGUUUGUUUUAAAUAUUAUUAAAAAAUUCACGACCGCAUGCAUUUCGUAUUGUCUCCUAUCGGUCAGUUUAUAAAUUAAAUCUCAAUAUAACUCCAAUUGAUAGCGUAAUGAAUUAUAACGACAACACAUUCAAUACUAUGCCGGGUAACAACAGCAAUAAACGUCUAACAAGACGUCCUAUGGAAACACCUGGUUUAGAUGUAAAUAGUAUGCCUCCUCAACAAGUACAAUACAACUAUGCCCAACCGACUAUGUACUCUCAGCCACCAGAACCUCAAACAAUGCCUUCUCAACAACAAUUCUAUUACAAUGACUUUACAUCAAUUCCAUCUCCACAACAACAUGGGUAUGGAUAUAGUGAUUUUGGAUCAAUGCCAACAGAUAACAUUAAUCACCGACAACAUUACACGCCAAGCCCAGGUCCAAGUCCUCAACAAACACAACCAAUAAUGUUUAAUCCUUCAAAUAAUUUAGUUGAUGCAUUCGGAAGUAAUCCACUCUUAGCAGGAGUAACUGUGCGAUACGGACAGAAAAUUUUAGGACAGGUUGUUGAUGAAAAUGUUGGCAAAUAUACUAGCGGAAUAAGUUCAGAAAUAAAACGUUAUUUUGCUGUAGACACCCGUUAUGUGAUCAGCAAACUUGGUUUAUUAUUGUUUCCAUUUGUCCAUACAGAUUGGUCAAUUAUGCUAGAAUCAACAGAGCAAUCCGAUGAUCGUCGACGAGCAAGACCAAAAACAGAUGUCAAUGCACCAGAUCUUUAUAUUCCUACUGUAGCUUUUGUAACAUAUUUACUGUUUUUGGGUCUCAUUCUUGGUAAACACGGACAAUUCAGUCCAGAACUUUUAAGUGUACAGGCUUCUCGUGUUCUUGCUUGGGAAGUAAUAGUGGUUUUAGUGGAAAUAAUGGCACUAUAUGUUACAAAUAUACAAAGCUCACUACGUGCUUUUGAUCUAACGGCUUAUUCAGGAUACAAGUAUUUUGGAAUUAUAAGCUGUAUUCCAAUUGGUUUACUUUUUGGAGAAACUGCAUUUUAUCUUGCCUUACUAUACAUUGGAAUUGCAUUUAUGUACUUUUUGUUAUUUUCAAUGAGAUGGCAGUUGAAUUCAAUAGCGACAGUUGCAAAUGUUGGCCAACCGGUAGUAAUGGUUGAGUACAAGCGUAAGAGAACAUUAUACUUCCUGAUUUUAGCAGUGGCCAUUCAGCCAAUAACUACGUGGUACCUAAUAUCAUAUUUAACAUUUACUAUGAGAUGAAUAUAACUGAAAGAUAUUUCAAAAAAAUUAUUUAUGCCAUGAAGCAAUGCAAUCAUGUUAUUAAAAACUGUAUAUAUUAUAUACAUAUUAUCUUUUUAUAUAUUUUAAUAGUCUUUGUUGGUAUGAUACUUUUAGGACUACAUUUUAAUAAUGUAUCAUAUUACAUAUACUGAAAUAUGUGUAAACAGUUAAUUUUUUUUAUAUCUUAAUAGCGUAAUUAAUUUAACUUUGGGCUUUUAAAUUAAGAAUGUAAUACAUACAUUAAAUUGUAUUUUUAAUAAAAAAAAAACCCCCAUAUCUAUGCAAAGAAUUAGUGUAUUAUUAUUACUAAUUGUAUUGCUAAAAUUAAUCUCAGCAUUAUACUUUUUCGUAUAGGUACUAAAAUCAUGUAGUAUGUAUACUUGUAUGAAGAUAAUAUGUGUAUUCUGUGUAAUAGCACUUAUCAAAUUUUAUUUGAAACUCAAUAAUUUAAUUUAAGUGGAGGCCUAAUAUAA
Messenger RNA from Metopolophium dirhodum (rose-grain aphid), 1918 nucleotides. RefSeq names its product protein YIF1B (gene Yif1). Gene Ontology annotation, cellular component: endoplasmic reticulum-Golgi intermediate compartment; Golgi membrane; endoplasmic reticulum membrane. Bases 279 to 1424 code for a protein of 381 amino acids. Gene Ontology annotation, biological process: endoplasmic reticulum to Golgi vesicle-mediated transport. The transcript is spliced from 7 exons. Lineage: Eukaryota; Metazoa; Arthropoda; Insecta; Hemiptera; Aphididae. The record is from RefSeq and is a predicted model, not a curated record.